This is a messenger RNA of Nycticebus coucang (slow loris), 3119 nucleotides long. RefSeq names its product DEAH-box helicase 32 (putative) (gene DHX32). Bases 545 to 2779 code for a protein of 744 amino acids. The record is from RefSeq and is a predicted model, not a curated record. Gene Ontology annotation, molecular function: RNA binding. The transcript has 12 exons. Lineage: Eukaryota; Metazoa; Chordata; Mammalia; Primates; Lorisidae. Gene Ontology annotation, cellular component: intracellular anatomical structure; spliceosomal complex.
GACCAAACUCCGCCGGGAAACGCGAGCGGGCGCGAGGCCCCGAGCAGAGUCCUGGGGGCCGAGCGAGGGUGGCGGCCGGGUCCCCGGCUGAGAACCCUGCCCCUGAGGCCCGGUCAGACGAUCGCGCCCUUCUUGGCGGGUCUCGCGUCCCCGCGGGACCCGCGCCCGGACCUCCGAGGUUGAGGCCUACGGGUCUGGCUGUCGCCGUCCUGCGGCGUCGGUCCGGCCAUCAGCCCGGAGCCCCGCGAGUUGGCCCGCGAGGAAGGCCGCCGGCCCGGGCCUCCCUCCGAGACUCGGGAGCCGCCGCUGCAGCACAAUUUAUUGGGAAUCAUUUACAACCCUGAGGAGUACUAGAGUGAGCCGGAGUAACCGCAGCAAAGAAGAGGCUCCAGUCGGAGGAAGUUAGCCUGCUGAAACCGGGACGGAAGGCUCAGCCCCGGGACAUCGAGUGUCGUGACAGGCUUGUAAACCCUGAUCAUGAAGGCUUAUUGACCGAGAAACUUGACUGUGGAAUGUCAACCGCUUAACCUCACUUCUGGACAAUAUGGAAGAAGAACUGGAAUUUUCAAACGCUUCCUCUGAAAAACGGUAUUUUCCUGAGUCCCUUGAUUCCAGUGAUGGGGAUGGGGAAGGGGUUUUGGCCUGUGAGGAUUUGGAACUUAACCCUUUUGAUGGAUUGCCAUAUUCGUCACGUUAUUAUAAACUUCUAAAAGAAAGAGAAGAUCUUCCUAUAUGGAAAGAAAAAUACUCCUUUAUGGAGAAUCUACUUCAAAAUCAAAUUGUGAUCAUUUCAGGAGAUGCUAAAUGUGGCAAGAGCUCUCAGGUUCCUCAGUGGUGUGCUGAAUACUGCCUUUCCGUCCACUAUCAACACGGGGGCGUGGUGUGCACACAGGUCCACAAGGAGACUGCGGUCCAGCUUGCCUUGCGGGUAGCAGACGAAAUGGACGUUAACAUCGGCCAUGAAGUUGGCUACGUGAUCCCUUUUGAAAACUGCUGUACCAGUGAAACGAUCCUGAGGUAUUGUACUGAUGAUAUGUUGCAAAGAGAAAUGAUGUCCAAUCCUUUUCUGGGUAGCUAUGGGGUCAUCAUCUUAGAUGAUAUUCAUGAAAGAAGCAUUGCAACUGAUGUGUUACUUGGACUCCUUAAAGAUGUUUUACUAGCAAGACCAGAACUGAAGCUUAUAAUUAACUCCUCACCUCAUCUGAUCAGCAAACUCAGUUCUUAUUAUGGAACCGUGCCUCUCAUAGAAGUGAAAAAUAAAUACCCUGUGGAGGUUGUGUACCUUAGUGGGGCUCAAAAGGAUCCUUUUGAGUCUAUUUUACGCCUUAUCUUUGAAAUUCACCACUCGGGUGAGAAGGGUGACAUUGUAGUCUUUCUGGCCUGUGAACAAGAUAUUGAAAAAGCUUACGAAAGUGUCUACCAAGAAGGAUCUAACUUAAAUCCAGAUCUUGGAGAACUGGUGGUUGUUCCUUUGUAUCCAAAAGAGAAAUGUACAUUGUUCAAGCCAAUUGAUGAGACAGAAAAAAGAUGCCAAGUUUAUCAAAGAAGAGUGGCAUUAACUACCAGCUCUGGAGAGUCUUUGAUCUGGAGCAACUCAGUCAAGUUUGUUAUUGAUGUGGGCGUAGAAAGAAGAAAGGUGUACAACCCCAGAAUAAGAGCAGACUCACUUGUCAUGCAGCCCAUCAGCCAAAGCCAAGCAGAGACACGCAGGCAGAUCCUCGGCUCUUCCCCUUCAGGGAAAGUUUUCUGUCUGUACACUGAAGAAUUUGCCUCCAAAGACAUGAAGCCACUCAAGCCAGCGGAAAUGCAGGAAGCCAACCUCACAAGCAUGGUGCUUUUCAUGAAGAGGAUAAACAUCGCGGGCCUGGGCCACUGUGACUUCAUGAACAGGCCAGCACCAGAAAGUUUGAUGCAAGCAUUGGAAGACUUAGAUUAUCUGGCAGCACUGGAUAAUGACGGAAAUCUUUCUGAAUUUGGAAUCAUCAUGUCGGAAUUUCCUCUUGAUCCACAGCUCUCAAAGUCAAUCUUAGCAUCCUGUGAGUUUGACUGUGUGGAUGAAAUGCUAACCAUCGCUGCCAUGGUAACAGCUCCAAAUUGCUUUUCACAUCUGCCACAUGAAACUGAGGAGGCUGCCAUGACUUGUUGGAAGACAUUUUUACAUCCCGAAGGAGAUCAUUUUACCCUCAUCAACAUUUAUAAGGCCUACCAAGAUACGACUCAGAAUUCUACCAGUGAGCACUGUGUUGAAAAGUGGUGUCAUGAUUACUUCCUCAACUGUUCUGCACUCAGGAUGGCAGAUGUUAUCCGAGCUGAACUCUUAGAAAUUAUCAAACGAAUCGAGCUUCCCUAUGCAGAACCUGCUUUUGGCUCCAGAGAAAACACUCUGAACAUAAAGAAAGCUCUUCUCUCUGGUUACUUUAUGCAGAUUGCUCGGGAUGUCGAUGGGUCUGGGAACUACUUGAUGCUGACACAUAAGCAGGUUGCUCAGCUGCACCCCCUGUCCAGUUACUCUGUCACCAAGAAGAUGCCGGAGUGGGUCCUCUUCCACAAGUUCAGCAUAUCUGAGAACAACUACAUCAGGAUUAUCUCAGAGAUCUCUCCUGAACUAUUUAUGCAACUGGCACCACAGUACUAUUUCAGUAAUCUGCCUCCUAGUGAAAGUAAGGAUAUUCUACAGCAAGUAAUGGAUCACCUAUCCCCUCUUUCAACCAUGAAUAACGAACAGAAAAUGUGUGAAACGUGCCCUGAAACUACUGAGCAGAGAUGCACUGUACAGUGAGCCCACCAACCACGGGCACAGCAGUGUCCCCAACAGCCAGAGGGGCAGCAGCCUGCUGCAGUGAGGUGUGGACGCUUACCAAGAAGAUGGAGAUCAUACCCCACAAAAUAGGCUUGAGAAAAACAUUUUGUAUAUUAUUUUAAAAUAAAAAAUAGUUUUUAUUGAGUUCUUUAAAUUACUACUCCAUUUUUUUCUUAUUGGAAAAAUUUUAAAUCAACCAUUCAUAAUUUGACCAAAAUUUCAAAAAAGAUAUUUUAUAAAUGUGAACAGACAUGUGGGACAGAACCCUACUUUUUGUAGAGGAUCUUAAUCUGAAUAAAGUCAUGAGUUUUUCAGUAAA